This is a messenger RNA of Peronospora belbahrii, 504 nucleotides long. The record is from the annotation of a GenBank genome assembly. Lineage: Eukaryota; Oomycota; Peronosporomycetes; Peronosporales; Peronosporaceae.
AUGAGCGCGCAAGCGGUAGAAGCCUUUGAUAGCGUAGAGCAGGCGCUAGCAGCAGUGGAGGAGCAUUUAGUUGUGCUCAAUCAAACCUCUUUGGAAGGAUUUGUGGCAUUUCUUAGCCCUUUGGAGUGCGCAAAGCUGCAGGUUUCACUGGCCUACAGUAUCAACGCGUUGCUUUUUGUGUUUAUGAAGACCCAGGGAAUAUCUUCUAAGGAUAUUCGGCAGACACACGUGAAACAGGAGUUGGAGCGUGUGAAGGCGUUUAUCAAGAAGAUCAAGGGCGCAGAAGAGCUAUCCAAGGGACCUAAGUUGGUUCUAGAUAAGGACGCUUCCAAGCGUUUCAUCCAAAGUGCGCUAAGCACCGACCAAGUGUACAUUGACGCAGUGAAGACCAGGAAGGGAGAUCAAGAUAGCACAGAAGCACAGUCACCGAUGGGAGAUCAAUUAAAAAAAAGGGCAACUGCCAAGCCCUGUAGCAAAAAGAGCAAGCGCCAGCGGAAACGUUAA